CUUGCAGUAGCCAUGGCUGCAGCGGUAGCCUACUUUGAUGCACAACUGUAAACCCGUUAGAAACAGGACCGCCGGUGAAACUGGCAUGUGGCUCGUACUGUUGUUGGGAUACAAAUGAGCGCAUCAAUUGGAUCGAGCUGUUGUGUUUACACACGGCUGUUUGGACUCAUCUGGGCACAUUGUGCGUGUCUGCGGUUGACUGUAAGAAGGUGGUCAGUUGGCAUCUGAGGGGCACCGACGCAGAUGUCCGACCUGAUAGGAUCCUUCCGAAAUCUUUUCCCGAUCAAAGUUGACUUUAUUCGUCUUUAGGCAUGCUCGACGAAACCAAGCUCCAAAGAGAAUCCGGUGGAUUUAUUUGUCAAGAUGAGUGUCUUGUUGCACUUCCGAAGUUGCACCAGAGACUACGGAGGGAUCAUGUCGGCUCUGGGGUCGGAUUCCUGGUGGAAGAAGACCCUCUACAUCACCGGGGGGGCUCUGCUGGCUGCUGCAGCCUACCUACUCCAUGAACUGCUCGCCAUCAGGAAGGAGCAGGAGUUGGACUCUAAAGAUGCCAUCAUCCUCCAUCAGUUCUCCAGGCCAAAGAAUGGCGUGCCCAGCCUCUCACCCUUCUGCCUCAAAAUAGAGACUUACCUGCGCAUGCUGGAUCUGCCCUACCAGAACUACUUUGAUGGGAAGCUGUCGCCACAGGGCAAGAUGCCCUGGAUCGAGUACAACCACGAGCAGGUUUCAGGGUCCGAGUUCAUUGUGGACUUCUUGGAGGAGAAGUUGGGUGUCAACCUCAACAAGAACCUCACGCCCCAGGAGAUAGCCGUGUCCCGGGCCGUAACCAAAAUGGUGGAGGAACACCUCUACUGGACGAUAGCUUACUGCCAGUGGGUGGACAACUUGGAGGAGACCCAGAAGCUGCUGGCGAUGAGCGGCCCGCUGAGCGACACGCUGAAGUGGCUGCUGAGCCACCUGAACGGCAGCAUGGUGCGCAGGGAGAUGUACGGCCACGGCAUCGGACGCUUCUCCAAGGAGGAGGUCUACGCCCUGAUGGAGAAGGACAUGAGGACGCUGGCCACCCUGCUGGGAGAUAAGAAGUACUUCAUGGGCAGUAAGAUAUCAACAGUAGAUGCCACAGUGUUUGGGCAUCUGGCCCAGGCUAUGUGGACUUUGCCUGGCACGCGACCAGAGCAACUCAUCAAAGGUGAGCUGAUCAACCUGGCCAUGUUCUGUGAGCGGAUGCGGCGGAGGUUCUGGCCCGAGUGGUUUGUGGAGGUGGAGGAUAUGUAUUAUGACGGAGACAGCGAGAGCAGCAGCGGUGGCUCGCCUACAGGCCUGCUGGACUUUGGCCUGUUCUCCAGGACUGACACUCUGGACGACAGUGACACCAGCAGCCACUCGGCCGCGCACACACACUCCCCCGACUCGGACCACUCGCUGUUUGACUCAGACGUAGGCACAGGCUCCGAUAACGACAUUCAGCUUAAGGAGGACUCAAUUCCAGACAUGGACGUUUGAACUGAGAACAUCUGUGACCAGAAUUGGCCAACAGAUUUAGGAAGCUGAACUGGUCAGCUCUGCAGGCUGCUAUCUGGUUUUGCUGAACAAAUAUGGAUGAGACACACAGGCUGUCUCGCCGGUCCACACAGCAGCUCUCACAGAUGAAGAAACUGUUCCAGCUUCUCCAUCCCAUGACAGAACUCACUAUCAUAAUGAUGUACAUGAUGUCUGAUGGAUGAACUUGGUAUUUAUAUGCAGAGCAUAUGAACUGAACCUCACAAUACACAUACUGUAUGGUUUGUGCCCUCCCUUACUGUCAGAACUGUCGCUGUGGCAGUUUCUCUUUGCCUUAUUUGUCUUGUCCUAAAAUAUGGAAGCUGGUUUGAAAUGUAAAGGGAAAGUGCACAUCUUACAAAGGUAAAGGUAUGGAGAAGACAGACAUUAAAGCACUGGGGAUAAAGAUAGGUAGCGCUUCACUUGCUAUGAAAUGAUGCAACUAUAUACAACUCUACCUUGUGUCUUAACGCACAAACUCAUUCAAAUGGGUGAAAUUUAUUCAUUUGGCUAAACAGAACAGCUGCUAAGUCUCAGCUGCAAAUCAUCCCUAUACUGAGCAGUAAACUUAGUUGACAUUGAGGGGCAGCCAGUGCUCUGGAUUGAAUGUUAUAUGAUUUCCAUUAUGCUAUGUGGGGAAACCUAUAACACCUCCUCUGGUGACCUCAUCACUCCAUGUAAUUAUCUAAAGUUUUCUGAAAGGAAUUAAUCUCAAAAAGUGAUGCAUGGGUAUCUCCACCAAACCACAGCCCCAGUCAAAAUGAGAUUCACCUGUACGCCUAUAGAAGGGAAGUGCAAAAGAGUUUCAAUUUCCAGGAGUGAGUUAUUGCUUGCAUUUCGCCCUGCUGAGUAAUUAUUUUCUGGCAAGGCAGCACUGGUGAAUUUGCUGGGGUUUUUGGUUGUUAAUUUCAACAUCUAUUCAAUGGAGGCGAAGAGGUGCAGUUAUUGUAUUUCACCACUAGAGGGUAGUAGCAGCCAGGCUGGUUUCUCCUCUAUCCUGUAACAUCAAGGUCAUUUUCCUCUGAGGCCCCUCCGCAUGUCUGUCACUCUUGGAGUGUGUGUGGAUCGAUUUCUGCGACCAAUUAUUUCCCCCUGAGUCUUAAACUUCAAUGUUGUGGUUCUAUUCAGUGAUUAUCUGCUUUGUGCAUCAUUACGUACAAAACAAAAAAAAAAUGUGUUCAGUAUGUAUGUGUGUGUGCAUGUUUUUGUAUGUGUGCAUGCACAUGCAUACAUACAUAUGCUGCAUGUUUUGCGUAAAGACCGAGAGCGAGACAGUGAUCGAGCACAGCUAGAAACAAGCCUUAGUGCUCAGGGUGAAUGUGAAUGCAUUUGUUUGCUUUUACUCUAUCUGAGUCUUAGUUCUGAUAUAAUUUAAAGUCAGUGCCACUUUAUUCUCUUUUCUAGACAAAAUUAUCUGUCAAAGGUAUUUUUGUGUUAAUCUUUGUUUUCUUAUUGCUCUCAAAGAGAGACGUUAUUUUGCACUAGUGUAAAUUUACUUUCACCUUGUUUCAUGGUAUCAGUCUGCUACCAAGCUACUGAAAAGACCAAAUGAAUGGAAAUAUAAAAAUGUUAUCAGUAACGCAGGACGCUUACAGUAACAGUUGUGCACUGGGGUGUGGUGGAGUGGGGGUACUAUAUUAUUUAUUUUGUUUGUGUGUAUGUGAAGGUUACCGGGUGUGAGUGUUUAUCUCUGCCUGACAUCAAGAUCAUGUGAUGAAGAAGUAAACAAGUCUUAACAAAGACACCGAGACUGAAUGCCACACAAAAUGGAAUUGUGAAUGCGGCUGGUAUAAAACCCUCAAACUGGGGACAAAAUGGACCAAAACAUUAGAGCAAGUUUGUCUUUAUAUUUAGGUUCGGUGGUAGUGCUUGCAGUAGCAAUAAAAUGGUUGUAAAAAGAUGCAUUUAGA
Molecule: messenger RNA, 3449 nt
Organism: Myripristis murdjan (pinecone soldierfish)
Lineage: Eukaryota; Metazoa; Chordata; Actinopteri; Holocentriformes; Holocentridae
Gene: faxcb
Product: failed axon connections homolog, metaxin like GST domain containing b
Exons: 7
Coding region: 364-1503 (379 amino acids)
Cellular component (GO): cytoplasm
Source: RefSeq, a predicted model, not a curated record